This is a messenger RNA of Podarcis lilfordi (Lilford's wall lizard), 500 nucleotides long. Lineage: Eukaryota; Metazoa; Chordata; Lepidosauria; Squamata; Lacertidae. The record is from the annotation of a GenBank genome assembly.
AUGGAUGCUGAUCCAAGGAUCUGCCUGGCGUUCCUAUAUAAGAACGACCCUUUCUAUUCACUCUGCCUUUCAGACUUGCUGACAGCACCCCAGCAGGUUAAGAAUAAGUUUCUCAAGGAGCAGAAGGACCUAACAAUGGUAAGGUGACCAGUUUCAUUGCCUUCCCUCACCCUCAACAGAUGUUAUUGUUGUUGUUUAUUAAAUUUGAUUGUUUCAUUGUUCGUUUCCAGACUAUAAAGAAACUGGAGCAGCAGAAGCUGAGCAGGCUGCGACAACUGGACGAGGAGAAAAAACAGUUCACUCUGCUCAUGAGGAAGAAACUGAGCCCCGGGGUCAUCAUCAGGACAGGGUCUUCCAUGACCAUGGAAAGGGGUUCCCAGAGGACAUUCUCCAGUGUCCAGUUUUCUUCUCUGGCUUCAAGCAAGAGCAGCUGGAAGAAGCAUGGCGGCAAGCCACACCCCCGAUCAGGCCCUGGCUUCUUUUCAGCCAUUGGACGAUAG